Ectocarpus siliculosus is the source of this 441-nucleotide messenger RNA. The record is from the annotation of a GenBank genome assembly. Lineage: Eukaryota; Phaeophyceae; Ectocarpales; Ectocarpaceae.
AUGGCCGGAAACCCUCGGAAGGCGGUCGUGGAUGCGGGGGUCGGGGUGUGCUUGCGGCCAAGGGUGGCGGCCGGUUUCGCCCGACUGUCGGCGUCGUUCGAGGCGCAGGGCCGACACGCCGACGUCGUUCGAGCCUGCUUCUUGGGUAUGAGAUGCGGCGACAGCAGCAAGAACGGCGAGCUUGGUCGGCGCAUGUCUAGCGCGAGGGAGGCCGGCCAGCUGCCCCCGCUGGAUUGGACCCCGCCAGAUAGACGCGAGAGGUGGACCUGGGCGUUCCUGUCGUUCCGCGGCUUCCUCUUGCGCCUAGCGGCUGGGAUCGCCGGACGGCUCCGGGUGGGCGGAGCAGGUCUGGCGCUCGCGGCUUGCGCAGGGGGGCAAGGGUUCUCGAGCCCCCCGUGGCCACGAGGGGCUAUGCCUCCGGUGCUUCUCGAGGCGCCGUAG